Molecule: messenger RNA, 2714 nt
Organism: Ornithorhynchus anatinus (platypus)
Lineage: Eukaryota; Metazoa; Chordata; Mammalia; Monotremata; Ornithorhynchidae
Gene: RCBTB2
Product: RCC1 and BTB domain containing protein 2
Exons: 14
Coding region: 435-2018 (527 amino acids)
Molecular function (GO): protein binding
Source: RefSeq, a predicted model, not a curated record
GGUCCUGCUGGCGCGGCCCGGCGUCCCGCUGCCUCCCGGGCGCGGUGGGGGCCAGGCUGCGGGGGAGGCGCUGACCCCGGGAGCGGGCGGAGGAAGAGGAGGAGGAGCAGCCGCAGCUUUGGCCCUUCGGCAAGGAUGGCCUUUGUAUAGUUGGGAAAUCGAAGCAGAGAAGUUUAGUGCCUUCUCCAAGGUUACCUGGGAAUCAGCUGAAGAAGCCCUGGCAGAAUUCAAUUACUAAAUCAGUGUCUUUCUACUCACUGAAUUGUACAGCCGUGCUCUUCCUUACAUCACUGGAUAGAACGCGAUGUGAUGUUUGGGCUCCACUCCUUCCCCCAUAGAGCUAACUGCAGGCCACAGAGGAAGCUGGGAAGUGAUCUGUGGCCCCCACAGUGCUUGUGCAGGUGAUACAAGUUACUUUUUUGUUCACACUGAAGAUGCUAGAUGUGGGGAAGUGGCCAAUUUUUGCUCUUUGUUCUCCAGAGGAACUGAAGUUAAUUCGUCAGGCUUGUGUCUUCGGCAGUGCUGGAAAUGAAGUUUUGUAUGCUACUGAAAAUGAUGAGGUUUUUGUGCUGGGUACCAACUGCAGUGGUUGCUUGGGAACGGGUGACGUCCAGAACACCAUUGAACCACGGCGAAUAGACAGUCUGUGUGGCAAAAAGAUAACUUGCCUGAGCUAUGGAAGUGGCCCUCACGUCGUCGUUGCUACAGCCGAAGGAGAGGUGUAUACAUGGGGUCAUAAUGCUUAUAGUCAGCUAGGCAAUGGGACAACCAACCAUGGCUUAAUUCCCUGCCAUGUCUCCACUAACUUAGUGAACAAGAAAGUUGUCGAAGUCGCCUGUGGCUCUCACCAUUCCUUAGUGUUAACCUCUGAUGGAGAGGUGUAUGCCUGGGGUUAUAAUAACUCUGGGCAAGUUGGGUCUGGCUCAACAGCCAAUCAGCCAAUUCCUCGAAGAGUCACCAGCUGCUUACAAAAUAAGAUCGCUACUAAUAUAGCUUGUGGCCAGAUGUGCUCAAUGGCUGUAGUGGAAAGUGGAGAGGUCUAUGUCUGGGGUUACAACGGCAACGGACAGCUUGGAUUGGGCAGCAGUGGCAAUCAGCCCACCCCCUGCAGGAUAGCAGCCCUGCAAGGCAUUCGAGUCCAGCGGGUGACGUGUGGCUAUGCACAUACGUUAGUGCUGACAGAUGAAGGUCAGCUAUAUGCCUGGGGAGCCAAUUCUUACGGACAGCUAGGCACCGGCAAUAAAAGUAACCAGUCUUACCCCAUACCAGUUCCCGUGGAAAAGGACAGAAUUAUAGAGAUUGCAGCGUGUCAUUCUGCCCACACGUCCGCAGCCAAGACCCAGAGCGGCCACGUGUACAUGUGGGGCCAGUGCCGGGGUCAGUCGGUGACCCUUCCUCACCUCACCCACUUCUCCUGCACGGACGACGUGUUCGCCUGCUUCGCCACUCCUGCCGUGACCUGGCGCCUCCUCUCCGUAGACCCCGAUGAUCACCUCACCGUAGCCCAGUCCCUGAAGAAGGAGUUUGACAACCCCGACACUGCGGAUUUGAAAUUCCUAGUGGACGGAAAAUAUAUUUAUGUUCAUAAAGUCCUUCUUAAAAUUAGGUGUGAACAUUUUCGUUCUGUCCUGAAUAACAAUGAGGAUGAAAUCAUAGAAAUGGGUGAAUUUUCAUACCCUGUUUAUCGAGCCUUCCUGGAAUACCUGUACACAGACAGCAUCAGCCUCUCUCCCGAGGAUGCAAUAGGCCUGCUGGACCUUGCUACCUUUUACAGAGAAAAUAGGUUGAAAAAGCUCUGUCAGGAAACCAUCAAGCAAGGGAUCUGUGAAGAGAACGCCAUCGCCCUGCUGUCCGCUGCCGUGAAGUACGAAGCUCAGGAUCUAGAAGAAUUCUGCUUCAGAUUUUGCAUAAACCACUUGACGGUAGUGACACAAACUUCAGGCUUUGCGGAAAUGGACCACGAUCUCUUGAAAAACUUCAUCAGCAAAGCAAGUAGAGUUGGCGCCUUUAAAAACUGAACCAACCCCAGCCCGCCUCCCUGCAGAGGGAAAGCCUGCCCCUCCCAAAGCUUGAGGACAAUUUCCAUUUAACCAAAACGGCCCUUAAAAGGGGCCCGACCAACUUGACCGUGGCCCCGAUGAACUCCUGGGUGCCAGGGAUGGAGAAAUUUGGGGAAUGGAAUCUUCUCAAUCUCCUCCGCACUAACUCAAGUUUACAUAGGAAGCCUGAUGCACUGAGCAGACGCUACUAUUCUCCUCACCUUCCGCCCCUGCUAACUUCAAGGAUACUGAAAGGUUAACUUCCUAUUAGUGCACUUCCUGCUGCUUCUCUGGAAAUUUUGCAGAAAAAGCACCUUAACGUUGGCUUUUGGCCCAAAGCUCUGUUUACAGGAUUUCACGAACUCACAGUGACAUCCAGGCAAGGAACCCAGUCUUCCUUGGGAUUCAAGCCUUGAGUUGCUGAGAAUUCGGGAGGGAAGAAAGAGUCACACAGAGAAACACAACCCAAAUCUGAACAGUUAAGACGGUCCAAGACUCCUCGCACAACUGACUUCAGGGGCCCGGGGCCACUUUGGUUUCAGGCAGUUAACAUUCGAGAAGGCCUUGGCCAAGAGAAGAGCGUCAAGAGACCAAGGGCUAACUUUAUCCUUUUCUUUUCUCUGGGUCAUUCAUUCCUCAUCUGGGGAUAUUAAAUACAAAGUAUUUAUUUUAAAU